AUGGCCGACUGUCAAUCAGCGACUAAAUUGGCCAUCUGUGACUUUGCUGAUAUUAACGAAGUUGGUAACCAAAAAGGGAAAAUGAAAGCCCUGGCAGAACAACUGAAGAGGGCAACGAGGCGCACGUCAAGAAGAAGAAAAAAGGGGGAUACCACGAAAAAUAACGGUCCACCUCAUAAUACUGAAAAAGGCCCUCAUCAUGACAAAGCGCCAGCACAAGUGCAAGGCCCAAAGGUUCAGAAUGACAGUGAGCCCAGGACACGUACUACCCCUCGUUCAACGAGUGGAAAAGAGCUAGACAUUCAUCAGCUAGUCUCAAGCAAAUCAAGUCAUAACGACGAGUGGAUCAUCGGCGGAACGUCGAACAAACAGGGAUUAGCGACAUCAGGGAAGUCUGACGGAAGACCGGUCGAUCAUAAUGAACUUCUCUCAAGCAGGUCGUCCCAUCAAUCAGAAUGGAUCAUCGGCGGGACGUCAAAACAACAAGAAGCCCAGAUAACAAAACAAAAUAGUAGCGUAAACAGUGAUCGUACCUUAGCAGGUACAGAGCAAACCAACCCCAACGAACCUCAAUCAGGCAAAUUGACGACAGCAAAGAAUUCUGAAUGGAUCCUAGGCACCGGACACGUGGCAGAUGCAAGAUCACAAACUCCUGAGCGGAGUUCAGCCGCCCCUAAGGAGCAAAUGGCUACGGCUAAAAGUGAUAGUGAAAUGAGUACCGCCAGAGGCUCCCCAUAUCAAGAGAAUCUCUCCCGCGAAGUGUUCGGUUAUGAUGAUGUACCACCCCCUACUGAACCAGAAAUCCUUCCCACCACAGCCGAAUCCGAUAUUAUGCUGAGUGCUAGAGGAGUACAUAGUCGCACAUGGCUCACGAAAUCUCGGGGUUUCUCAACACAACAUCAGCUAGCAGAAGAAAAAGGGCUCGCGCACACCCCACCUUCGGCAUUGGAUGCAAAAGCUCAUCGACAUCGUAAGCCGAGACGCGGUCGAAGCGGUGUCGCACUUGGCACAUCAUCUGAUUCGAGAUCUCUUAUGCGGUUCCGAUCAUAUCGGAUCAGAGAACGUCGAAAAAAACGUCUGAGGCCCCUCGACCUUUCUUUAAAAGUGAGACCAACUGAAGAAAAGAUGGCAGCUGACUGUACUGCCAAUCUCACUCCAUUAAAAGCUCCGAUAUCAAUUGAUUCUAUGCGGCAGUUAACCAGGAAUGGCGAUCAGAUUAACCUCAGACAGGUUCUUCGUAUCUAUGGGUCAGGAAUUGUUGAAGAGCCGUAUGCCUACUUACCCAGGGUAACUUCUCUACGAAGCACUCGUGGAAUGGUGACGGUCAAGUAUGGCACAAACAUGAUCGAAAUCGCUAUGCAAAACACCGACAUAACGCCUAGCAAACGUGGCCGUGUUGGUAGCUGGAUAUUUACGCCUUCCCAAUCACUGUACACAGUACCGGUAGUAUUCGGCAAGACGAAAAUCACAAAUGAAAAAGGCCCCGCACCGUAUUGUGUUUCUAUUGCUACCCCAUUCUGGGUCAGUUGCCAUCAAGAGCAGUACGCUUCCUCAAAAACUGGAGAACGUAUCCGCGAAAGUAUCGAAAUUCGUCAAUUUAAGGGCAGUGAAACGCCCUACUAUGCGAUGGUAGCACUGAAUACGACGGCACAUCCUCUCUUCAGUGAAUACGUCUAUCUAGGAAAAGGGGUUAUCCGCAUUGAUCGGAGUUGCUACAUUCCUACCGAAAAUAAGUGGAGAAAUUUCUUCGACGCUGGUGUCACCACAAAAACAAUGCGUCAAUAUCGAAUUCCACUUCCAUGGAGGGGAGGAGUCAGUAAUACCAACAUUCCUCGUGCUCCACCGAUCACAGAUAUUCAAACAACUGUCCGAAGUACGGCUAAGGAACAGAAGGAUGAAAAGUACGUAUUUAGUAAAUUGAAGAUGUUUCUAUUUGGCGGACUUUCGGCCCUGUCGGAAGAAUUGGCUCGAUGUGACGACCUGCUUUUGUCAGUGACCGUUGUUUUUGAACUAUGGACCCAUGCUUUACAGAAAAAUGUUGUUUCACUUCCCGUUGAAGCUAAACCAAGAUAA
Molecule: messenger RNA, 2073 nt
Organism: Haemonchus placei
Lineage: Eukaryota; Metazoa; Nematoda; Chromadorea; Rhabditida; Trichostrongylidae
Source: the annotation of a GenBank genome assembly